ACACCAAAUUCAAUUCACGGUAAUAUAUUUAGUGCACGAGCAGUGAUCCAUGUAGUGAGUAGUGCUGUUUUGGAUAUCAAACGAAAGAAUAUGCCCGUCAUUUCUUUCCCUUUCAUCAGUUGCCUCUUGCAUCAGCUACUAUGCAAGAUACUAGAAACUACACGAUAUAGAGUGUUGCAAUAAAUAAGAAAGAUAUGUUUCAAGAUAUGAUGUGCUCCAGCCCUUUCAUCCCAGAAACGUCAGGGAAGUGAACAUAGCUAUUUGAAUGCCUGAUGUUCACCACUUCCAUCCUCAAGAUCUCAGUAGAACCACCAUGCAUAUAAAGUGAUGAUCCAGCCUAAGAACUGCAAGCUGCAACAAAGUGAUCCAAGCUCCAAUGUCUUCCAUGGAAGAACCUCUGCUACCUUUGGUCCAGCGUGACCAAAAGUACACUUCCAAGAAAGACAUAAGAAGAUCCUGUGAUGUUCCAAGCAGGUGCGCAAAUUCCUUUUGCCCAAACAGUAAUUGCAAAGCUAACUCCAAUACUCCCAAUCAUCUUCCACCCACUAAUGAAAAUAGCAAUAUGGUAUCCCCAUCAAAUAUCCAGCGGGCGCACUCUUCACCUUCUAUAUUCACAUCAAGCAAAGAAACACCCUGUGCAGAUGAGAUCCAUGACCAAAGCCAUGCUACCACUGCACAAUUUGCACCAUCAAUUGCAAGGCAGGCUAUUGUCAGUGUCAUCUUAUACAUCUCAAUAGGGGUCCUUGUGUACAUAACAAAUGUUGAAGGCUUCAAGGGAAAAUCCACGUUCAAGUUAGUGGAUGCCCUUUACUUCACCAUCAUUAGUUUGUGCACAAUAGGAUAUGGUGACAUAGUCCCUUGUACUAACUUCACAAAGGUGUUCACAUGCUUGUUCCUAUUAGUUGGUGUUCGUUUUGUCGACCUUAUGCUAAAUGGGCUGUUAACAAAUGUGCUGGAUAAGCAGAGGACAGUUCUACUCAGCACAAUGGAUGACAAUAAGCUCAACAAGGUGUUUGACACCUAUAUGGUUGAUGCUAAAAAGAAAAGGUCAAGAGGAAGGAUGAAAGUAAUGCUUGCAUUAGCGGUUGUAGUAGGCACUAUCUCAUUUUGCACAAUAAUAGUACAUGAAGUGGAGGGCCUAAGCUGGAUCGAUAGUUUCUAUUUGUCAGUCAUUUCUGUUACGACAGUUGGAUAUGGGGACAAAAGCUUCUCAACAACAGCAGGAAGGCUCACUGCCACUGUGUGCCUUUUGGUAAGCACUUUGGCAUUUGCAAAGGCCUUUUUAUUCCUAACAGAUCUAAGGAUGGACAGAAGAAACCGCCGGACUACAAAAUGGAUCCUCCAGAAGAAAAUGGACAAUGAGCCACUUGUCGCAGGCCUAGACAACAAUCCUGCUGUAAGUAAAUCAGAUUUUGUUAUCUACAAGCUCAAGGAGAUGGGGAAGAUUGAUGAGAAAGACAUCGCAAUGAUCUCCGACCAGUUCAAUCAGCUAGAGUUUGGAAAAUGUGAAAGGAUCCCUAUCGUGGAUAUAAUUGGAAAACUAUGAAUCUAGUAUCAGUACCUAAGGAAAUAUCCCAUAUCACAAUGAUAGACUCCGCAUACACUUUGUUAAGUAGGAUGCGCAUGUAUGUGACAUAUUUAAUACCCUUGCCUAUCAUGAGUAUUCAAAUACAUUAUCUGGUGCAGUUUAA
Molecule: messenger RNA, 1691 nt
Organism: Panicum hallii
Lineage: Eukaryota; Viridiplantae; Streptophyta; Magnoliopsida; Poales; Poaceae
Product: two-pore potassium channel 2-like
Exons: 2
Coding region: 377-1546 (389 amino acids)
Biological process (GO): potassium ion transmembrane transport; stabilization of membrane potential
Cellular component (GO): plant-type vacuole membrane
Molecular function (GO): potassium ion leak channel activity
Source: RefSeq, a predicted model, not a curated record